UCCCCUGCGCUUCAGCCUCAGUGCGGAGCCCUCAGGGGUGAGAAGAAGAGCGGUAGCGGGCAGCUCAGGAGCGGCAGCGGCGGCUGCGGGAGCCGGAACCACACCCACGUCCCUCUCCUUGUCCUCUCUUGCCCUCUCGGCGUCCUGCGGGAGACCGCGUUCCCGGAGGAGAGCGGCCGCCCACGCCCCGAGCAUCCUCCCCUGUCCUGCGGGCACUGACAGACUCGGCGGCAUGAUGCGGCUGCGAGGCUCGGCGAUGCUGCGGGACCUGCUCCUGCGGCCGCCCGCCGCCGCCUGCGCCGCUCUGAGGCGGGCGCAGCCCCUCGGCACCUUGAGCCGGCGCCCCCGCGGCGGGGGACGCGCGGCUGCGAGCUCGGCGGCCGCCGCGCGGCUCUACCCGUGGUGGGGCGGGGGCGGCCGGCCGGCGGGACCCCUAACGCGGGGCCUCUCCAGCUCCCCCUCGGAGAUCCUGCAGGAGCUGGGCAAGGGGGGCACGACGCCGCCGCCGCAGCAGCAGCCCGGGGCUACCCCGCCCGCGGCCCCGCCGGCGCCUGGCCCCAAGGACGGUCCCGGGGAGCCGGACGCGCUCGGCAACAGCGAGGGCAAGGAACUGGUGGCCUCAGGCGAAAAUAAAAUAAAACAGGGUCUGUUACCUAGCUUGGAAGAUUUGCUGUUCUAUACAAUUGCAGAAGGACAAGAGAAAAUACCUGUUCAUAAAUUUAUUACAGCACUCAAAUCUACAGGAUUGCGAACGUCUGAUCCCAGGUUGAAAGAGUGUAUGGAUAUGUUAAGAUUAACUCUUCAAACAACAUCAGAUGGUGUCAUGCUAGACAAAGAUCUUUUUAAAAAAUGUGUUCAAAGCAACAUUGUUUUGUUGACACAAGCGUUUAGAAGAAAGUUUGUCAUUCCUGACUUUAUGUCUUUUACCUCACACAUUGAUGAGUUAUAUGAAAGUGCUAAAAAGCAGUCUGGAGGAAAGGUUGCAGAUUAUAUUCCUCAACUUGCCAAAUUCAGUCCUGAUUUGUGGGGUGUAUCCGUUUGUACAGUAGAUGGACAGAGGCAUUCUAUUGGAGAUACCAAAGUUCCAUUUUGUCUUCAGUCCUGUGUAAAACCUUUGAAAUAUGCCAUUGCUGUUAAUGAUCUUGGAACAGAAUACGUGCAUCGAUAUGUUGGGAAAGAGCCAAGUGGAUUAAGAUUCAACAAACUGUUUUUAAAUGAAGAUGAUAAGCCUCACAAUCCUAUGGUAAAUGCUGGAGCAAUUGUUGUGACUUCAUUAAUAAAGCAAGGAGUGAAUAAUGCUGAAAAAUUUGACUAUGUGAUGCAGUUUUUGAAUAAGAUGGCUGGUAAUGAAUAUGUUGGAUUCAGUAAUGCAACGUUUCAGUCCGAAAGAGAAAGUGGAGAUCGAAAUUUUGCAAUAGGAUAUUACUUAAAAGAAAAAAAGUGUUUUCCAGAAGGCACAGACAUGGUUGGUAUAUUAGACUUCUACUUCCAGCUGUGCUCCAUUGAAGUAACUUGUGAAUCAGCUAGUGUCAUGGCUGCGACACUGGCUAAUGGUGGUUUCUGCCCAAUUUCUGGUGAAAGAGUACUGAGCCCUGAGGCAGUUCGAAAUACGUUGAGUUUGAUGCAUUCCUGUGGCAUGUAUGAUUUCUCAGGGCAAUUUGCUUUCCAUGUUGGUCUUCCUGCAAAAUCUGGAGUUGCUGGAGGCAUUCUUUUAGUUGUCCCCAAUGUCAUGGGUAUGAUGUGCUGGUCUCCUCCUCUGGACAAGAUGGGCAACAGUGUUAAAGGAAUUCACUUCUGUCAUGAUCUUGUUUCUCUGUGUAAUUUCCAUAACUAUGAUAAUUUGAGACACUUUGCAAAAAAACUUGAUCCUCGAAGAGAAGGUGGUGAUCAAAGGGUAAAGUCAGUGAUAAACCUUUUGUUUGCUGCGUACACUGGAGAUGUGUCUGCACUUCGAAGAUUUGCUUUGUCAGCCAUGGAUAUGGAACAGCGAGACUAUGAUUCUAGAACAGCACUCCACGUAGCUGCCGCAGAGGGUCAUGUUGAAGUUGUUAAAUUUUUGCUGGAAGCCUGCAAAGUAAAUCCUUUCCCGAAAGACAGGUGGAAUAACACUCCCAUGGACGAAGCGCUGCACUUCGGGCACCAUGAUGUAUUUAAAAUCCUCCAGGAAUACCAAGUCCAGUACACGCCUCAAGGAGACUCCGACAAUGGGAAGGAAAAUCAAACCGUCCAUAAGAAUCUCGAUGGAUUGUUAUAACGGUCUUAAUCCCAAGAUUUAAAUCACUUACCUAUUUAAUUGUGGAAAAUGAUUAUGAAGAACGUGUGUAUUUCUAUCUGGUAGUGAUGUAUAUUUUACAACAUUUGUCAUUUCAGUGUUACUGGAGUUUUCUUCAUUGUAGGCACAGGACAAAUCUGAUCUCUUUGGGAAAAAAUAGAAAUAAAACAAUCUCCCUCCAUAAUGUGAGCAAUAUUUACCUCGUGCAUUGUAUAACUUGAUGUACAAGAAUAGUUACCAAUGCUAGCUUAACUGUGUGAUCUUCAUCACUUAUUUUUGUGCGUUUUGUGAAUUUUCAAUUUAUAGUGAUGAUCUGCUGAUAUGCAUUUAUAAAUUAAGCUCUGUUGUGCAGUCAGUCCAAAUGGGUCAAGGCUGUCUUUAGAAGCAAAAUAGUGUGAUUUUCAUGACUUCAAAUAGAGAUUUAGUUUGAGUGUUUGAACAAGUAUAUGCUUGUGUGUUGAAUAUGUCUCCCACACUCUAGCUUCAUGAGGUGACUCUUUAAAAAUUAUAAUAGUUAACAGCUGUCAGUAGAAUAGACCAAUUCUGAUUAGACUUUAUCAGGGAAUCUGUUUAAGAUACAUUUGGUGACCAAAACAUAAGUGUGAAUGUAGUUAUAAUACUUUUGAAAAACUUUCCUUUUUCUAUAUCCCCUUUGUCCAGCCUCUCUUCCCAGACAUUUAGCUAUUUGCCCCUCUCCUUUAGCUGGGAAAGGGGGUGCUGGCAUACUAUGCAGUUUUCAUGUUCUCCACAAGAAGUCAGAAAAUGCCUCAUGUUUCUGGCCUCUGAGCUACAACUAUGCUGUAUGUCUACAGAAGAUGAACCAGAGACAAAUUCCUGAGUACAAAGCAGUCGAAUUCAUCAGCCUAAAAAAGGAAGGCAUGUGCUACUGCAGCUCUUUAAGAGGAUAUUUUUCAGCUUCCAGGAUAAAGAUAAAGAUAAAUUCAGAAGUGCUCUAAGCUACCAAAGUUGGGAACUGCUACAAAUAAUCUUUGUUUUUAAAUCUGGCAUUAAAAGUCUGCCUCAAGCUAUUUGUUCUAUUUGGGGGACCACUAAAUCACUCCAGUUUUCUCCCGGUUCUCUAGUGUAUAAUUUUUGGUGGCUUUAUAGUUUAAUAAUAAGAAAAGGCCAUUUCACUUUAAAUCGAGACCCAUCAUUUGUCUUGGGGAGGAACUGCACGUAUACUUUAUCCUAUCAUACCUCCAAGGUAAAGGGUAGUUAAUGAGGAUUUCUGAUAUUAAGCGUGCACGCGCGCGCCCACACACACACACACACACAUACACACACACACAAAUGGACUUCUUUGAAGCUGUGUUUAGUGGAAUGAGCAGAAUCCUCCACUACACAAAUGCUAGGUGUUACAUUAAUAUAGCAAAUUCCUUUUUUUCUUUUCUGUAAGCACACACUGCUUCUUCCAAGCCGUAUCAUGCCUGAUGGCCCCUGGCCCACCCUAGCAGCCGCCAAGUGUUCUGAUUUUUGCUUCCAAUCUAAGUCAAUGGCUUCAGCCAGCACCCUCUGCCUCCUCUGGUGGAACCAUGGCCAGUGUUCCUUAACUGAUCUGUAUCAGGCACAAAGCCUUUCUCAGGUGUGUCUUUCUGUGGGCAUUAUGGUGGCUUGGCGAGCAGCCCUGCUGCCGUGUCCCUGCCCCGUGGAUCAGUCCAUCAAGUCAUGUAGGCAGGUAGUAUUUGCAAAAUGCUGCAGAAGAACAGCAUUAUCCCCAAAGAUAUUAUGGGGUAGACACUCUUUAAUUGAAAUCAGUUGAAAUAACUGAUCAAAUAGCAGCUUGCUUUGUAUGAUUAAAAGGAAACAUUAGGACAGUUCAAUUGUGUGGCUUGAAGAUUACCAAUGAUUUUGAGGCUUUUCUCUAAUAAAAAGAGGUUCUAAGGUUCUAACUAUUAUUUGGGAACAAAGAGAGUUUUCAUCUUUUCUCAGAUCAGAACUAUUUUGGAAAAUCUUUGUGGUUUAGUAAAAUGUGUCCUUAUUUAUCCAUGAGGUUAUUUAUGACUAUACGCCAGUUCCUGCUCUGGCCGUUUGCUGUUGGCUGGUAAUAAUGAGUGCAUUUGGUUUCCAUGCUUUUGACUGUGCUGUUAACUGCUGCCCCCAGUACACUCCAAAGAUCUUAUUGUUUUGGCUUGAGGAUUACAUGUGCUUUUUCUGUAUCAUGCGAGCUCUAUAUGGUCAUGUUAUUUAAAGCUUUGUCUACAUUGUUGUUUCUGCUGGUCUCAGUUCUGUGCUGUCCCCACUGCUGCCCGCACUGCCCUUUAGCUGCGAGCUGGAUCAGCUAUCAACCAUUUGAUGCUCUUGUCUGGCAGGGACUGAAUGACCUGACGUUGGAUUUAGAUUCUUCCUGGGGAUUAUAUGGCUAUGAAUGUAUUUGCUUCCAGAACCUCCCAAAGUGAAUCUAAUCUUAAAAUUAUAAGUUGUAAGUAUUCUGAAAUUGGGAAAUACUUAUUUUAAAUGAAAUCAGGUAGUGUUGCUUUUUACAGUGUAAU
Equus quagga is the source of this 4761-nucleotide messenger RNA. RefSeq names its product glutaminase kidney isoform, mitochondrial. NCBI's taxonomy places the organism in Eukaryota, Metazoa, Chordata, Mammalia, Perissodactyla, Equidae. The record is from RefSeq and is a predicted model, not a curated record. The transcript has 18 exons. Gene Ontology annotation, biological process: L-glutamine catabolic process. The coding region runs from base 233 to 2254 and encodes 673 amino acids. Gene Ontology annotation, molecular function: glutaminase activity; protein binding.